GAACCACCGAAGAAGAAACCCGGACGUGGGGCAGCAGUCAGACGCUGGCCGACAGAACAACAACAACAACAUCCUCCUCCUACUCAGACUCGGAGGAAGACUCCGCGGGCAGUAUGGCCUUCAUCACGGCCAACUGGAACCCCCUCGGGGAGGCCUUCUACAGGAAGGUGGAGCUGUACGAGAUGUCCUGGGUUCUGCGGGACGGACUGAGAGACUCUCUGGUCGCUGCUGCUCCAUACGGAGGACCCAUAGCGGUGAUGAAGGAGUCCCACUGUCUCUCGCCCAGUGUUCGUCCUCAGCUGGAUAUCUACACAGCAUCAGGUGUUACCAUGGCAACCUUCCCGUGGAAAAGCGGCCCGGUGGUGCAGCUGGGCUGGUCGGUCAGCGAGGAGCUGCUCUGCGUGCAGCAGGACGGGACGGUGCUGAUCUACGACCUGACGGGGGCCUUCCUGAGGCACUUCAGCAUGGGACAGGAGGUGGUCCAGUCUCACGUCUCGGAGGCUAAAAUCUUCCACUCACCGUACGGGACGGGCGUUGCCAUAGUGACCGGCUCCUCCCGCUUCACCUUGGCAACCAACAUCGAUGACCUCAAGCUGAGGAGACUGCCUGAGGUCCCAGGUCUGCAGGGUGCUCCGUCCUGCUGGGCGGUCCUGAAUCAGGACAGACAGACCAAAGUCCUGCUGGCCAAUGGCCCGGAGCUCUACCUGCUGGACAACACCUGCUGCACCUCUGUGGUCCUGCCAGGUGGGUCCCCUCUGGACGGUGUGUUCGUCCACAUCGCCGUCUCCUUCAGCUAUAAGUACCUCGCCCUGUUCACCGACACGGGACACCUGUGGACGGGACUCGCCAACCUGCAGGAUAAACUGAGUGAGGUGGACACCAAAAUCAGAAGCCCUCCUAAACAGAUGGUCUGGUGCCGCCGGCCCCAGACCCAGCAGCCCUCGGUGGUGGUGCUGUGGGAGCGCCUCCUCCUGGUGGUCGCCGUCGGCGGCGACACUGUGCAGUACCCUCUGGACGAGGCGUGUGUGUGCGUGGGGGAGCUGGACGGCGUGCGGCUGCUGUCCCCCAGCAGACAUGAGCUGCUGCAGGAGGUGCCGCUGGUCUGUGAGGACAUCUUCAAGAUCGCCUCCAUGGGCCCCGGGGCCCUACUGCUGGAGGCCCACAAGGAGUACCAGAAGUCCAGUCAGAAGGCGGAUGAGUACCUGAGGGAGAUCAAGGAGCAAGGCAUGCUGGGAGACGCAGUCCGGCAGUGUGUGGAGGCGGCCGGACACGAGCAGCACACACACACACAGAAGGCCCUGCUGCGGGCCGCCUCCUUUGGGAAGUGCUUCCUGACCAACCUGAGUCCUGAAGCCUUCGUCUCCGUGUGUCGAGACCUGAGGGUCCUGAACGCCGUGAGAGACCCCAGCAUCGGGAUCCCCCUCACACACACGCAAUAUAAACAGAUGACGGUGCAGGUGUUGAUUGACAGGCUGGUGUACCGUAGGCUCUACCCUCUGGCUAUAGAGGUGUGUCGCUACCUGAAGACCCCGGAGUACCAGGGAGUCAGCCGGAUCCUGAGGCACUGGGCCUGCAGCAAGGUGCAGCAGAAGGGGGAGAGUGACGAGGUCAUGGUGCGCUGUAUCAGCGGGCGUCUGGCCGACUCCCCGGGGAUCUCCUACUCCCACAUCGCCUCCAAGGCCUACGACAGCGGCCGCACCGAGCUCGCCAUCAAGCUGUUGGACUAUGAGGCUCGUUCAGGGGAACAGGUUCCUCUGCUGCUGAAGAUGAGGAGGAGUCAGCUGGCUCUGAGCAAAGCCAUCGAGAGCGGAGACACUGACCUGGUGUACACGGUGGUGAGCUACGUGAAGAACGAGAUGAACCGAGGAGAUUUCUUCAUGACCCUCAGGAACCAACCGGUGGCCCUCAGUCUGUACAGACAGUUCUGUAAGCUUCAGGAGCAGGAGACGCUGAAGGACCUCUACAACCAAGACGACGACCACCAGGAGCUAGCUAACUACUACGUUAGCGCUAGCUACAGGGAGAAGCGGCUGGAGGCCCGUCUGUCCGUCCUGCAGAGCGCUGUGGACGAGUACAACAAGGCCAAGAACGAGUUCUCCUCCAAGGCGACCGAGGAGGAAAUGCGUCUUCUCCGUUUCCAGAGGAAACUCGACGAUGAAAAGGGGGCGGGACUACUGGGCUUAUCUCUACAGGCGACCAUGGAGGCCCUGCUGGCGUCUGGACUCCAGAAACAGGCGGACCACCUCUACCGGGACUUCAGAGUGUCGGACAAGAGGUACUGGUGGCUGAAGCUGAAGUCAUUGGCUGAGAAGGAGGAGUGGGAGGAGCUAGAGAAGUUUUCCAAGAGCAAGAAGUCUCCGGUUGGCUACCUGCCCUUUGUGGAGGUGUGUAUGAAGAAGAGUAAUAAGUACGAAGCCAAGAAGUACGUUACCAAGGUAACGCCGGAGCAGAGGGUCCGCGCACACCUGACCAUAGAGGACGUUGAAGGGGCAGCUGAUGCGGCCAUAGAGAGGAGGAGCGAGGCGGAGAUCGGGACGGUGAUCUCCCACUGCUCCUCCUCCUCCUCCUCCUCCUCACAGCGCCUCCUGCUGGACAAACUGCAGCGCGCCCUGACCACCGCCAACAGGAAGUGACCACCGCCAACAGGAAGUGACCUCAGAGGCUGGAGACUUUGGUUAACGAUGAGGGUCUGUGUUUGUGUGCACUAAUUAAUAAACAAAUAAAGCCUUAC
Gadus chalcogrammus (walleye pollock) is the source of this 2731-nucleotide messenger RNA. RefSeq names its product VPS16 core subunit of CORVET and HOPS complexes (gene vps16). The record is from RefSeq and is a predicted model, not a curated record. Gene Ontology annotation, molecular function: actin binding. Gene Ontology annotation, cellular component: lysosomal membrane; cytoplasm; endosome. Gene Ontology annotation, biological process: endosomal transport; intracellular protein transport; vacuole fusion, non-autophagic. NCBI's taxonomy places the organism in Eukaryota, Metazoa, Chordata, Actinopteri, Gadiformes, Gadidae. The coding region runs from base 114 to 2633 and encodes 839 amino acids. The transcript is spliced from 24 exons.